AUGUAUCCGACGCUUAUAAAGUUGAAGCUCGUUUGCCGGGCGCUGUCCGGCCUCCAGGGACGCUCGCUCAGGAGCCCAGAGGCCCUGACGUUGCGCCUCCUCGCGCUGGACGCGCAGCAUGGGGACGCGAGGAGUUCAGAGGUUCUGGAGCUCGACGAGGCUUUAGCAGCGCAUCCAACGGACGCGCAGCGUGCCGAGUUGGAUGCCUUGGCGCAGCGCCAAGCAAAGCGCGCGGAGCCGGACAUUUGCACUUUGGGCUCCCAGGCGACGGUGGCUUGGCGCCAGGGGCGCCUGGAAGAGGCCAAGGGGCUCUUUGCGCAGCUCCUGGUGCGGGACCCCACCUCCACCUUGUGGCCGGUGGCCUUUGCCAGGAUCCAUUUGGCAGAGGAGCACCCAGAAGAAGCCUUGAAGUUAUGCACGGAGGCUUUGGCCCGCACAAGCUCGGGCCAAGCAGAGCUGUUGCUGGUCCGCGCGCUGGCGAACCGCAAGCUCGGCCACGAGGAGGAGGCCCGGGAGGACCUGCUGCGUGUCAAGACCCUGGGCGGCCUUGGCCGGGAGGCCGCCAAGGAGCUGGAUCACCUUCGUGGCGAGCUCUUCAGACCUGAGAGUCGGACGGUUGACACGAAGGACGACGCGCAGAAGGCGAGCGAGACUCCUGUGCCAAAGGAGCCCAAUCCAGAGGCGCCAAAGCAGAGCGCGCAGAACUGGGUGGCGCGUGCGCGCCUGGCGGAGCUCGAAGGGAACUUCCGGCUGGCCCGCAGUCACUGCGAGGAGGCCCUGGAGUUGGUGCCUCACAUGCCGCAAGCCGUGCUGUGCUUGGCGCGCAUGGAGCUGGCGAACAGCGAGUACGAAGCUGUUGCCGAGCUGUUGGGACAGGUGCACCCCAUCGUGCUGGCCAAGGCGCCGGCGCGCAUCGAGGCGCUGUCCCUGAAGGCCGGUGCCUUGGAGCGGGAGAAGAACUGGGAAGCGGCGAACGCUGAGCUGGAACUCCUCGCGCCUUUGGUUCAGAAGCUGGCCGACGAGAAAGCGACGCCGUUGCCGCCGCAGGAGGGCUGGGUGCCGGAGCCAGAGCUACAGGAGGUCCUGGGGCGCUUAGCUCGGUCCAGGUGGCACUCAGGGAAGCGACAAGCUGCCACCUCGCUGGCAGAUCGGAUCCUGGAGGUCGCUCCAACCCAGCUGGAAGCCUGCGAGGUGGCCUGCGCCGUUCUCAUGGAGCGUGGGGACGCCCCGGUGGCCUUGGCAGUGAUGGUGCGGUGUUUGGUGGCGCACCGUGCGAAGACCAGCCUCACCUGCUCUGAGCUGGUUUGCGGCGUCAUGCGCCACUGCUCUGUGGAGGAGCUGUGCCACGUGCUUGCGCCGAACGAGCUUAGCACCCCCUCACACCUUCAGUCUGUAGCGGAGGUUGUGGGGUAUGUGGGUCUCAUCAUGAAGGAGCGAGGCGAGAUUCUGGAGGCGUGCCGUCUAUACCGGCGCGCGGUGAUCAUGUCUCCCGACCACGGAUCACUUUGCUUGAAUCUGAUGCAUACCUACGCCCUCCGCCGGGACGAGCUCCGCGCCUUGGCGUGGGCCAAGCGCUUCCUGUGCCGCCAGCCCAUCUUCGCCCCUCUGCUGGCGGUUCUGCAGAACCAGACCGUACCAGAGGCGGCCUUUACAGUCAAGGACUUCCAGGAGGAGCACGAAUUUCACGAUGCCGUGGCCAUCGGCCUGGUGAUCUUCAAGUUGCUUUUCUUGGCGCAGCCUUUCCAGGGCACCGAGACCUCGGAGCCCUCGUGGCUGCCGCGUUUGCGCGACUGCGACGUGGAAUCCCACAUCGUGGGCCCGCAGGUGCAGUCGCUGCUGGAGGACCUGUGGCGGCGCCCGGCGCCGCUGACCUCCAAGGCGCUGGUGGGCGCCAAGCAGCAUGCGCAAGUGCUGCGCCGCCUGGGGAAGCUGUUGGCAAAAUGCUGCCAGGGUCAUGAACUUCACCUGACGGCGGUUCGGAACGAGAACGCCUACUUCAACUGCAUCAAGGACAUUCUGGCCUGCGACACGGGCGUGCCGAAAUGCCCCUCCUCCUUCAGACCUCUGUAUGUGGUGGGUGACUCCCAUGUGCUGCCUUUGGCCUGGCAAUUCCUGGACAUCCCUGCGGAGGAGGAGGAGGAGCACUUCAUCUUGGUGCCUAUGUUGGUGACUGGCGCAAAGGUUUGGCACCUCAGGGAAGAGUCCAAGUUCUACACCAUGUUCUCAUUCUGGGACAAGCUCUCCAUCCUGCCGGUGGAUGCACCAGUGAUGUUCAUGCUCGGGGAGAUCGAUUGCCGGGAGGGCAUCCUGCAUGCAGUCCAGAAGGGAAAGCACAGCAGCGUGGAGGAGGCCCUUUCUCGGAUCGUGGAUGUCUACGUGCAGCUUUUGGAGCAGGUCCGAAAGAAGAGGCAAACUAGCCGCCUCUUCGUGCACCCUGUGCCCACAGUCCUCCCAGAGACUCGGUUCCUCACCCUGGCCAUGAACGAGCUGCUGCUGUCAGAGAAGACACGCGCCGACAUGGCGAAGGUGAGGGCGAAAGUACUGGAUGUGGACAGCAUCUUCCGGGGUACCACCAGCGGUGUGACGGACGCCGGCCAACUGGCGGCGCUGCCCAUCCUGCCGGAGCUUAAGCUCGAUGGCAUCCAUUUGCAGCUCGGCUGCGCCAUCCCGUGUCAGGCCGCUUUGAAGGCUGCUGAGAUGUGGAAGGGCCGCCAGAUGGCACGGCCCACGCAAGUAUCAGGUUCCAUGAAUCUGCCUGGCAUGGUGGUCUCGCCUAGGAAGCAGCCAGCCUGGCUCAGUUUCUCCCGGAGCAUCCAGAAGGCCGGCACCUCGCCACAGCACAUCAAGGCCCCCUCCUAUGGUCUGUUCGCAGGCGACUUCGACAAAGAGCCGGAGGUGGACACCACGCGCCGGUGCUGCUUCGCCGCGGCGGGGAAGCGCAAGACCAUGGCAUCUGUCCUGGCCGAGAUGGAUCAUGAGCCGACUGAGGGUACCAGGCUGGGGUUGUUGGACCUCCUGUGCAUUGGCAUUGGCUCCACGGUGGGGUCCGGCGUCUUUGUGCUCACAGGGGAGGUCUUACCCGUUGCAGGCCCCGCAGCCUGCGUCAGCUGGUUCUUUGCGGGCAUCGCGUGCUUGUUGAGCGGCAUGUCAUACAUGGAGCUCUCAGCCCGCUUGCCAACCCGCGGGUCUUGCUACACCUUCUCCUACCACGGCCUGGGAGAGCUCGCAGCGGUGGUAGGCGCCUUCUGCAUCACCUUGGAGUAUGGCAUUUCGGGCGCCGGAGUUGCCCGAAGCUGGUCAGGGAAGCUCUCCAGUUUUUUGGGUGAGGACUUUAAGCAUUCCGUCUACUUCUACUUUGGCAAGGGCACCUGGGCCGAUGAUGCAACUCCGGCGGAGCUGGCCGAUCCCUACGCCCGGACCGACGACAACUACUUGGACCUCGCCGGAGCCUUGCUGACUGCGGGUUGCACGCUGCUGCUCAUGGGCGGCUUGUCCCUGAGUAAGACAGUGGUGAACGUCAUGACUUUCGCAAAGGUCGCGCUGGUUGCCUUUAUGGUCAUCCUCGGCUUUGCCGGCGCUUCGACCAACAUCUUCGAGUCUGGUGAGACCUUUGCGCCUGAGGGCAUGAAGGGCAUCCUCAAGGCCACGACUUUGCUCUUCUUCGGCUUCAUCGGCUUCGACGAGGUCUGCUGCCUAUCCUCCCAGGCCAAGAACGCCGCCUCUCAGCUGGGGGGGUGCGAGGUGUGGGCGGGCCACUGGCUGCCGGACCCACCCUGGGCCAUACCAGCAUACCUGCGUAACAUGGCACGGUCCAAAAUAUGCAGCUGUGGCCAGAACACAUUCACAGGCGAGUGUCUUGGUGAGGCGCCGAAGGUGUGGACAUCCCGGCCCCUAGCCUGCCCAAGCCAAACGAGCGUGGAGCGUGUAGUGGUUUCCCAAGCUUUCCCCAGCCCUUUGGGACCACAUUCUGGCAAGAUGCUGGGUCAGCCAGCAGUGCGCGCAGUUGCCACUGACACGGGGGCAAAGCUACUGUCAAGCCCAAACAAAUCUAGGCACUGUGACUCAGCAAAACAGGAAGUUGGGGAGCAUUGGUGUCCGUUGGGGCUUUUGGGAAAGGAGUGCUACGGCUAG
Effrenium voratum is the source of this 4131-nucleotide messenger RNA. Lineage: Eukaryota; Dinophyceae; Suessiales; Symbiodiniaceae. The record is from the annotation of a GenBank genome assembly.